This is a messenger RNA of Lepisosteus oculatus (spotted gar), 2551 nucleotides long. RefSeq names its product keratinocyte-associated protein 3-like. The record is from RefSeq and is a predicted model, not a curated record. Lineage: Eukaryota; Metazoa; Chordata; Actinopteri; Semionotiformes; Lepisosteidae.
ACGAUUUAUAAAAAAGACAUAAAAUACGAGGAUUUAAAGGUACAAAGCGUACAAAAGCGCACAAUGAAAUGAAUGAAUGUACACCAGUGUGCGUUAUUGUUGAGAUAAUGUAUCUUUAGCUAAAAUGCAAUAGCUUUGUUAUGCGGCUAUGCGGCUCCCUCUAGUGGCCUAAAUGAACCAUUGCGAGUAAGUGAAAGGAAGAGGUGCUCGUUGAUCGAGCCGUUACUCAAAACCUCAGACUAUCUGACUGGGGGCUUGAAAUUCUCGACGCGUGUCGGGGUCGAGGUUCUGUUUUAAACGGAUCAUCUUAAACCGGGGUUCCUGGAGUCCCGGAGUCCUGGGGAGCCACAUCCUGCAGGAGUUACAGGUUUGGGGUUUCCCAGCUCUAAUCCUGCAGUGCCACAUUUUCCUUUCCGCGGAAACCUUCUCUGGCUGUGGUUUGUGUUUUUGGAAAAACCGAACAGCAGAGUGGCGCCGUGGAAGCCUGCUGGGCCCAUAACCCAGAGGCUGAUGGAUCAAAACCAUCCUCUGCGAUGCACAACUCAUAAGCGCACUAUCAGGUCAAUGAAAUGUACGGAAAAACAGGUCGCUGAUAUUUAUGACAGGGUAUUUAUGUCGCUGACACUUCUAUCCAACGCAUUUUAAUUCUGUACCCGCUUAAAGAGCUAGGUAUUUUACUGGGGCAGUUAAAAAAUAAAUGAAUAUUGAUUGUUAGUUUUCGUGUACACGUCCGUGAAUCCUCUCGUAUGAGGUGAAUGGUGCCAACAGUAUUUUUUUCAAGUCCAUUUCAUUUCCAGUGAUUUGUGCUGCGCGGCUAAUAAACCCAGGUCUUCAGAACUUGGAUUAUACUCUUGUUAACUUCGCAGUUUGAUGCGGUGAGAUCUUUAUUAAAGGUGCAGUAUUAAAUCACGUCUGAUUUAGUGAUGGUGGGACUCCACUGACAGAAUCUGCUGUGCACCUGCAGAGACAUUAUCAUGGCUCACACCUGUCUGUCUCCAUCCAAAGCGUUGGGACAUCCGAGACCGAGGACGAGCGCCGUCACUAGAGAAGGGGCUCCUGUCUCUUUAAGGGAGAGGGCUCAUGGGCAGGGAGUGGCUUUUGUUUCUGCAGAAGACUGUGCACCUGUAUAUUUCCUGAAAGGGGGAGGAGUUCGGGAGCCGUGGAAGAAGGAAGAGGCUGAGAGAAGAACAAAAGAGAAUAAAAACUGAGUGUUUGCGAUGACCUGAACUUGAAACCUUUUAAAAAUGGUCAACUUGGGAGUGUGUUGCGCUGACCUGGAGGAAGAUAAGUCCCUGAUGAAGAUGGGGCUGGGCAUGGUCCUCAUUGGGCACAUCAACUUCCUGCUGGGGGCGCUGGUGCACGGCGCUGUCCUGCGGCACAUCAUGGUGCACAAGCAGGCCCGGUCUAUGGAGUACGCCGUCUCCAACGUCAUCGCGCUCGUGUGCGGGCUGGCAGGCGUCGUCACUGGAAUUUUAGCUAUCAUCCUGUCCCGGAAGAAGAAGAAGAAGAAUCUGGCGUGGGCUCUGCUGGCGCUCAGCGCCAUCAACACUUUGCUGGCCUUUGCCUCUGUGGUGGGGCUCACCCUGUCUGUGGUCACGGCCGUCGCGAACGACGGGUACGGCCUGCUGACGCACUGCAACAUCACCAGCCCCCUGAGCUACUACACCAUCACGGACGAGUGCCCCUUCGACCCCACGCGCAUCUACAGCACAACCAUCACUCUGUGGGUUCUCCUGAUAUUCAUGUGUGCAGUGGCCAGCGUGUUUUCGGGGAGAAGCUUCCACGCGUGUCUCAGGAUCCUGGGAGCGUGCUGCAGACCCAGGAAGAGGAAGCGAGUCCGGAUCAGGCAGGAGCGAGUGCUGAGGGUGGACAGUCCGACAGCAGAGCAGCCUGGGGAGCCGAGCGAGCCGCCGGAAGAGAGCGGUCUGCUCAGUCAGGACCCCACCAGGAACACCUGGCUCUGACACCACCACAGGCUGGAAGACCAGAACAGGACCCCUCAGCCAGUCUCGCACACAGGCCCAUGGCAAAACCACAGCAGGAACAACAUAGACAGCCGGGCUCUGUCUGUAAGGACUGACUCCUCCUGCCUCUUGCAUAGCCGGGCUGAACUCGGGCAGAUGUUGUAUCUUUUCUUAAUCUGACAGAGCUGAUUAAAUCAUGACUAUGAAUGCGGGUGAGGCAGAGCAGGUAACUUGAGACGGCCCGAGCCAGGCUUCCCCCUGUGCUGUUACAUAGAAGGAUGGCCUAAUGUCUCCCUCUGCUGGACAGGUGAGGAAGUGCGAGGGCUGUGUUUGGAAAGGCGACUGCACCGAGCUGUACUGUGGUCAUAGUGGAGACAGUCAAACUCUGAUGAAAGAGUCACUUUGGAUUUAAUCGUCAUAUUCGGAACCGUGAGGGGCUUUUUGUUUUUGUUGUUUGUACCUUUUCUUGGCUAUACUGUCUUUUCUUUAAAAAAAAGCUACAGUAAAUAGCACUGUUUAAAAAUAUGCGAAGUGUGGAUUUUCUUUAUUACCCUUGGAGGAAACAAUAACAAUAACCAAUAACCAUG